AUGCGAGCUACUCUUUCCUUGAUUGCAUCUGCCCUCCUCCUAGCAGAGAUCGCGUCUGCCAAGAACCUCGUUCUCAAAAAUCUCUGUGGCAAGACCAUUCAAGCUGGUGUCUUGCAAAAUGGUCAAUCUACACCCACCUAUUACAUGGUUAAUUCCGGAGCCUCUACAACCGUUAGCCUGGCUGCUAACUGGGCUGGCCGUACUUGGGCUCGUAUUGACUGCGUUUCAUCAACCGAUCAAGCUAGUAACUUGCAGUGUGGAACUCCCGGAACUCCCAACCCUGCCAGUUUGGCUGAAUUCACAUUUGAAGGCUCUGGAAACCAAGAUUUCUAUGAUCUUUCCAUGGUUGAUGGCUAUAACUUGCCUAUUGAAAUUCAACCCAUUGGUGCUUCUCAAGGAUCUACUAAAUACAUCUGCGGAUCCCCAGCGUGCCAGACGUUGCCCACCUGUCCUAGUGAUUUGACUGUCACGACCACCGAAGGAGAUCUUUUAGCUUGCCAGAGCGAUUGCUCACAUUACAAUGAACCUCAGUACUGCUGUACUGGCGCAUAUAACUCUGCUGCCACCUGCAACGGUGGCCCGUAUGCUCCUACAAUUAAGUCUGCCUGCCCUGACGCUUACAGUUUUGCUUACGAUGAUGUCUCAAGCACUUACACUUGCCCUUCGGGCACUGCCACUGGCUAUACUAUCACUUGGUGCCCUAACGGCUCGUCUACUCCAACAACCACAGCAGCUAAGACCACAACAAGUAAGACCACUACCACCCCAGCCUCAACUGGCACUGGAAGUUCAUCUUGCGGAGCUGGACUAAGUGCCUGUGGAGCAGCUUGCUACAACCCAUCCCAAUACACUUGUAUCAACGGCAACACCCUUUGCCCUGCCGGUGAUAACUUGUGUGGAACUGCUUGCUAUAGCCCCUCGCUCUACUCAUGCAGCGGAACCACAUUGGUCCCUGUUUAGAAAUGUCCUUCCAGCAUGAUGAUCUCCUUCCUAUAUAAUAUCAUAUCUUAGUAUCCCAGGAUAUUGUUACAUUCGAAAUAAAUUUAUGAACAACUAUGGGCUGCGUUUCGUACACCCGCUAUAUCCC
Umbelopsis ramanniana AG is the source of this 1087-nucleotide messenger RNA. RefSeq lists its product as uncharacterized. Bases 1 to 960 code for a protein of 319 amino acids. Gene Ontology annotation, molecular function: carbohydrate binding. The record is from RefSeq and is a predicted model, not a curated record. NCBI's taxonomy places the organism in Eukaryota, Fungi, Mucoromycota, Umbelopsidomycetes, Umbelopsidales, Umbelopsidaceae. The transcript is spliced from 3 exons.